This is a messenger RNA of Drosophila bipectinata, 1258 nucleotides long. Lineage: Eukaryota; Metazoa; Arthropoda; Insecta; Diptera; Drosophilidae. The record is from RefSeq and is a predicted model, not a curated record.
CCAACCUAUCGUUACAGGAAAUUUAUUAAAUUCCCAAUAAAAAGUAUAAGCAAAGUUAAGCAUCUAGGAAAAGAUAUACUACUAUGGACAAAAGGAGUUCGGAUUCAUUAAAACAGGUGCCUUUGGUUUCAAUACCUAUGAAAUCGUAUCCUUUAGAAAUGCGUUUUCCAACUGAUUCCCAAAGACAAGUAGAACAUCCAGCAAACAUGAAUUUUUCAGGGUUUAGAGUAAGUAGCUUGGGUUUUAAUAAUUCUUAUAUUUCUUUUUAGAACACAAUCUAACUAUAUGAUAUUCUUUUGUCCAACGGGUUUCCAGAGUCAGUUACCUUUGGUUGCUAUUUCAGUGAAACCAGAGGAAGCUUUUAAUAACACAGGUUAUUCAACGUUAACCCAGGUUACUCAACGUUGUGAUGCCAUAGGACAUAUGCCACCUGUUGAAAAUCUUGCAACUCCAACUCCAAUUGAUCCGAAAAAACUAAAGCCUGCUACUGUAGUCAUACUGAAUCACGAGAAAUUCAAUGAUAGUACCCUACAUCGGGCUGGCAGUUCUAUGGAUGUCCAAUCUCUGGACAAAACAUUCAAAAAACUUGGAUGCUCCAUAGAAACUAUUAAUAAUCCUGGUUUAAAUGAAGUGACAUCAACCCUUCUUAAUUUAUCCAAAAGGGACUUCAAGCUGCAAUCUGCAUUGAUUAUUGUUAUCUUGAGCCAUGGUAGCCCAAAGGAAAAAAUUACAGCGUCUGAUAAUCGAGAGUAUGAUUUGGACACUCACGUCGUCCACCCAUUACUUGAAAACCCGUCCUUGAAAGGAAAACCUUUAAUUCUAGUAGUUCAGGCCUGCAAAGGCGUUUGGGAAGCGGACUCGUCAGUGUUUCGAAAAGAUCCUUUGGGGAUCAUGAAGUGUUACAGCACCACCGAAGGAUUUUUAAGCUUCCGCCAUGGAAUGACAGGCUCGAUUUACAUUCAAACCUUUUGCGAGGUCAUGAAUAAAGAUGCAUUAACCAAAGAUUUCCGGGCUAUCGUCAAUGAUGUUAACAAACAAGUGAUUACCAAAUCAACAGAAAAUAAGAAUAAACAAGUGCCAUCGAUAACAUCUACUCUAUAUGAACCUUACUGCUUUGGUGAUUUUUUAUAGGAUAACGAAUUUAUAGAUUUUAGAGUUUAUUAUAGAAACUAUUUUGAUAUUACGGUACAAAUAAAAUAGCUUUUAAGCUAACAGGAUAUUAGGAUUAUCCCAUCAACUUAAAAGCAAUUAUUAUCUC